AUGGAAACUGAACGUUCCGGUGCAACCUCGAUAGAUUUCGAGACCGGUGAAGCGAAGACAAAUACUACCACAAAGGAUGAGGAAAACGGGGUAAAUGGUGUGGUGAGCAAGGAUCGUGAUGACACCGUGGAGGAUUCGCUGACGUGUGGAUGGUUGAACAUACGCCCGUCUUGGUUACAGCGAUUCAAUAAGGCGCCAUGGUUGGCGUCAGCAAUCAGCGCACUUAUGUUCGUCCAGGGUCUGACAGUGAAUGGAUUCGUUUACAUCAAUCUCUCCACGAUAGAGACGCGAUUCGGACUUCCUAGCGUCGCGACGGGGUUACUAGUGAGUACGUACGACCUCACUGUAGUACUGCUUAUUACGUUUGUGUCUUACUUCGGAGCAACUCGAAAUAAAGCCCGGAUGUUGGGAAUAGGAGCGGUCAUCAUGGGAUGCGGCUCUCUGUUGUGGGCAGUGCCACAUUUCACCACGGGACUCUACGAAUACGACACGGCAUAUGAAGACAAGGCAACCCUGUGUUACCCCCAAGCUAAUUCGUCUAUCUCCACAGAUUGUGAUGACGGUUGGCAUUCGUUGUCGUAUUACUUCAUUGUGUUUGUAUUCGCCCAAAUUCUUCACGGAAUCGGAGCUUCGCCGAUCUACACUGUCGGGUACGCCUACUGUGACGAAAAUGUGAGCCAUAGGAAAUCGUCGUGGUAUACCGGUAUAUUGAGUGCGUUCUCCAUUUUUGGCCCCACUACUGGUUUCCUGUUAGGUGCUAUAUUUCUCAGCAUAUGGACGGAUGUUAUGUAUGCAGAUGAUACGAACACCCCUGAACCAGUUAACUUAACCCACCCGUGUAAUGAUCACUGUAACUGUGCUGGAACGGAGACUUACUCACCUGUGUGUGGCAGUAAUGGACUUGUUUAUUUUGACGCGUGCUAUGCUGGGUGCCUGGAAACAGACGCUGAAGAAAAAAUAUACUCUAACUGUAGUUGCAUCGACACAGACCCAGCAACAGAGGACGCACGAAGUGACCCUUGUCCAACGGAUUGCUGGCAACUUCCUGUAUUUUGCGUGUUUUUCUUUCUAAUUAUGUUCCUUGGAUUCUUGCUAUUGACGCCAAACACAGUGCUUACUCUCAGAUGUGUAUCAGAUGCUCAGCGAGCGCAUGCGUUGGGAAUUAGUUCCAUCAUAUACAGGGUAUUUGGUACUAUACCAGGACCAUUGAUCGUCGGUGUCGUCGUUGACAGCUCAUGCCUUAUAUGGCAAGAAGUAUGUGACGACACCGGAAGUUGUUGGAUUUAUGACAAUUAUAUGUUUGGGAUGAAAUUUUUCGUUCUCGGUUUCAUUGCGUUUGCCAUAUGUACCCUACUUUUAGGUAUUUCAAUAAUAGUGUACAAACUACCGCCACCAGAGGAUAAACGUUCACCGGAAAAAGUCGACGAAGAUCAGGACAUGGCCACAAUUAAUCCAGUUCAGUCAAUGGAGCAAGAGACCAAAUCGGCAACAAUGAAUCGUCAAGUUAGUACUGUGUCGUUGCUGGGAUACACUAGACACGACCAGGAAAUCCAAGACUUAAAAGAUAACAAAUCUUGA
Saccoglossus kowalevskii is the source of this 1578-nucleotide messenger RNA. RefSeq names its product solute carrier organic anion transporter family member 4C1-like. The record is from RefSeq and is a predicted model, not a curated record. Lineage: Eukaryota; Metazoa; Hemichordata; Enteropneusta; Harrimaniidae.